ACCUUGCAGUCAGAGCGCGACAGGAGUUGGCGGCCGAGCACAACGCCCGAAUAAGUCAACAUGUCUGAUGAAGGAAAGCUCUUUGUUGGUGGCAUUAACUUUGAAACAGACGAGCAAACACUGGAAGAAGUAUUUGCAAAGUAUGGGGAUGUUAGUGAAGUCAUUGUAAUUAGGGAGAGAGAUACUCAGAGAUCUAAAGGGUUUGGUUUUGUCACUUUCGAAAAUCCUGAUGACGCACGGGAUGCUUUGGCAGGGAUGAAUGGAAAGACUGUCGACGGUCGUCAGAUCCGAGUUGACCAUGCAGGGAAGAGCUCUGGGAACAGAUCUCGAUCUUAUCAAAGUGGGCAGUCUUAUGGCAAUUAUUCAUUCCGUGGUGGGAGAAGCAGUCGUGGAUUCUCAAGAGACGGUGGCAGCAGCGGUGGCUAUCAGAGAUACAGCAGCUCCAGAGGCGGCAGCGGUGGCGGCGGCUAUGGAAGAGAGAGCUACGGAAGAGACAAUUACCGGGAUAGGAGUCAAAGUAACUAUGGUCGAUCUGGAUCAUCUGGAAAGAACUACAGGGAUGAUUAUGACAGUUAUGCUACAACUACAUAUGAAUAAACAAUCUCCCCGACUCAAGAUCAUCCUCCUUUUGGCUCCAUUGUAGAGUUCUGGAACUACAGAAAGCAGAUGUCUUCUGAAUUUGUUGCUUGUUUAUAAUGUUAUCAAAAUGACAGCCUCAUGGCUUCUGACCUGAAUGUGCAUUUACUUUUAGGUCACAAAUGACCUAUUAAACAUAUUUAUUAUAUAACACCAAUCAAUUGUUUUCCCCCCGGAGCCUGUGGCUGUGAAGUACAGUUUAGUUGCUUCAUUUUUGUCUUAUAUUGAAAUUGAACCAGUCCUCGGGACACUUAUUCUUCACAAUCCAUUCACUUAAUUCCAAUCAAAUUGAUAGCGGGGCCUUUUGGAUUUCGCUAUUUCAGUACCAAGUUCACAAAAUGCUGCACAAGUGUCAGUGACUUUUUAAGAUGAUUGAAACGUAGACUUUACCAAUGUGAACACCGAGAUCACAAAAGCUGCGGCGUAUUAAAUGCAUUCAAGUGGAAACAAACAACCUUUUUCCUGAAAUACCAUUCACUAGGAUUGCUUUCCUGAUGGUAAAUCAGCAUUCAGUAGUUCUGUCUGUCAUUGAAAACUAUCUUGGGUGGAAUGUUCAAAAGUCCACUUGCUGAAUGUCACGUAUUUAGGGUUUAGCUGUUAAGAUACUGCUUAAGAAAAUGGUGUUUCUUUUAUAAGCCAAUGUGGAGUCUUGUUUUUCAAAAUUGUAUACUAAUAGAAAGUUGGUCACAUAUUCCUGAUGUAUUUCAUGCCCUAGCAUGGAACACUUUGUACAGAAACUUGCUUUUUUUGGAGACUGAUUAAAGAACCUUGCCUAAUG
This is a messenger RNA of Callorhinchus milii (elephant shark), 1414 nucleotides long. It is a transcript of the gene cirbp, whose product is annotated as cold inducible RNA binding protein. The record is from RefSeq and is marked provisional. NCBI's taxonomy places the organism in Eukaryota, Metazoa, Chordata, Chondrichthyes, Chimaeriformes, Callorhinchidae. Gene Ontology annotation, cellular component: spliceosomal complex. Gene Ontology annotation, biological process: positive regulation of mRNA splicing, via spliceosome. Gene Ontology annotation, molecular function: RNA binding.